This is a messenger RNA of Moneuplotes crassus, 591 nucleotides long. The record is from the annotation of a GenBank genome assembly. Lineage: Eukaryota; Ciliophora; Spirotrichea; Euplotida; Euplotidae.
GUAAAUUUCAAUUGUCAAUUCCUGAAGAAGUGUGAAAAUGUCCAUCAGUAUUUGAUAAUUUAAUCCAAAAUGCAUUCUAAGUGAAGAAUCACCAACCAAUAAGCCAUAUGAAACAACUUGUACCGCAAGCAAAUAUUGUGAAUACCGGAAGUCUGCAUCUUGAAAGAACUGAGUUAUCUCCUCUUGGAAAUACUCCAGAUUGACAACUAGGGGUUCCAGGGGGUCAGUGAAGAUUAUUCUAUAAAAGAACCUUUAAAGCUGGAAAAAUUCACUGGAUCUUGAUGAAUUGUUGGGAUUAGUCUUCACACUUCGUCAACAAUAUUCUUCGCUUGAUUGGUAAUAAGUGAUCUAAUUUUUCUAAUCACUCUAUUUAUUUUUGGAAAAGCUGGAAGCUUGAUUUUGAAUCAAAACAAAAUGGGGAAAAUUAAAAAUGACUUUCUUUAACUCAGAUCAUCAGGAUUAAUAAAAACCAAGAAAAACGAUUGUGUCUUCAAGAACGUAAACCUUGAUCCUUAAUUCCUAAAUUGAUCUCUGUCUAUCUUAUGCCACUUUUAUAUCAUAUUAAUACUCGUCAUUAAGAAGCUAUUGCUC